Molecule: messenger RNA, 421 nt
Organism: Mauremys reevesii (Reeves's turtle)
Lineage: Eukaryota; Metazoa; Chordata; Testudines; Geoemydidae
Product: homeobox protein CHOX-7-like
Exons: 1
Biological process (GO): regulation of nervous system development; regulation of transcription by RNA polymerase II
Cellular component (GO): nucleus
Molecular function (GO): RNA polymerase II transcription regulatory region sequence-specific DNA binding; DNA-binding transcription factor activity, RNA polymerase II-specific
Source: RefSeq, a predicted model, not a curated record
AAAAAGCGCACGGCUUUCACGAGCGAACAGCUGCUGGAGCUGGAGAAGGAAUUCCACUGCAAGAAGUACCUGAGCCUGACGGAGCGCUCGCAGAUCGCUCACGCCCUCACGCUCAGCGAGGUACAGGUCAAGAUCUGGUUCCAGAACCGCCGCGCCAAGUGGGAACGCAUCAAAGCUGGGAGCUGCACGGCGUCCGAGCGAGCAGCUGAGAGCUGCAGGGCGUCCGAGAGAGGAGGCGUGCCUGACAAGCGGCUGGGAGCCGCAGGGAAUCCGAACGAGCGGCUGGGAAGCCGCGGGACGUUCGAAUCAGGGAGACGUACCUGACAAACGGCUGGGAGCCGCAGGGUGUCCAAGUGAGCGGCUGGGAAGCCGCAGGGCGUCCGAGUGAGCGGCUGGGAAGCCGCGGGGCGUCCGAAGAAAG